Molecule: messenger RNA, 783 nt
Organism: Mangifera indica (mango)
Lineage: Eukaryota; Viridiplantae; Streptophyta; Magnoliopsida; Sapindales; Anacardiaceae
Product: L-ascorbate peroxidase, cytosolic-like
Exons: 8
Coding region: 61-783 (240 amino acids)
Biological process (GO): response to reactive oxygen species; hydrogen peroxide catabolic process; cellular response to oxidative stress
Molecular function (GO): peroxidase activity; heme binding
Source: RefSeq, a predicted model, not a curated record
UUAAACUCAUUUUUUAAGUGUUUUGUUUUCAUUUGUUUUAAUUUAGAAUCAUUCGACAAGAUGUCCAAAAAUUACCCAACUGUUAGUGCUGAAUACCAGAUGGCCGUUGUGAAAUGCAUAAGGAAGCUCAGAGCUUUAAUCUUUGAGAAGAACUGUGCUCCUAUCGUGCUUCGUCUGGCAUGGCACUCAGCUGGUACUAUUGAUGUGAAGACGAAUUUUGGGGCAAUUAGGCAUCCUGCUGAGCUGGCUCACGGCGCAAACAAAGGCCUUGAUAUUGCCAUCAGACUUCUGGCGCCGAUAAAGGAGCAGUUUCCAAUCCUCAGCUAUGCUGACUUCUAUCAGUUGGCCGGUGUUGUUGCUGUUGAGGUCACCGGUGGGCCUGAUAUCCCCUUCCACCCCGGAAGAGAGGACAAACCUGAGCCACCUCUAGAAGGACGUCUUCCUGAUGCCACCAUGAGCUCUGAUCAAUUGAGGUAUGUCUUUGGCGCCAUGAGCCUCAGUGACCGGGAUAUUGUUGCCCUCUCUGGUGGCCACACCCUGGGAAGGUAUCACAGGGAGAGGUCUGGAUUGGAGGGACCUUCUACUGAUAACCCUCUAUGCUUUGAUAACUCCUACUUCAAGGAAAUCGUGGGUGGACAGAAGGAAGGGCUUCUCCAGUUGCCUUCAUACGAGGCUCUUCUGACAGACCCUGUUUUCCUUCUGUUUGAAAAAUAUGCUGCGGAUGAGGAUGCAUUCUUUGCUGAUUAUGCAGAGGCUCAUCUUAAGCUCUCUGAGCUCGGGUGA